Messenger RNA from Vollenhovia emeryi, 751 nucleotides. RefSeq names its product 40S ribosomal protein S8 (gene RpS8). Gene Ontology annotation, cellular component: ribosome; cytosolic small ribosomal subunit. The transcript is spliced from 5 exons. Gene Ontology annotation, molecular function: structural constituent of ribosome. Bases 87 to 713 code for a protein of 208 amino acids. Gene Ontology annotation, biological process: maturation of SSU-rRNA from tricistronic rRNA transcript (SSU-rRNA, 5.8S rRNA, LSU-rRNA); translation. The record is from RefSeq and is a predicted model, not a curated record. Lineage: Eukaryota; Metazoa; Arthropoda; Insecta; Hymenoptera; Formicidae.
UCUCCAUUCAAUUCUUUCCUCCAUGCUCACAACGGUGGGUUGUUCUAGUAUUUCGUAACUCCGCGUUCUUUUUGCUUCGCGGCAAGAUGGGUAUCUCUCGGGAUCACUGGCAUAAACGGAGAGCCACCGGUGGGAAGAGGAAACCUAUCCGCAAGAAGAGGAAGUUCGAAUUGGGACGUCCAGCUGCGAACACCAAGCUUGGACCACAGCGGAUUCAUACUGUGCGUACGCGUGGAGGCAAUAAGAAGUACAGAGCGCUCAGAUUGGACGCGGGUAACUUUUCCUGGGGCUCCGAGUGCAGCACCAGGAAGACGCGUAUUAUUGACGUCGUUUACAAUGCAUCGAACAACGAGCUGGUGCGAACCAAGACUCUGGUGAAGAACGCCAUUGUCACCAUCGACGCUACGCCGUUCAGGCAGUGGUACGAGGGCCACUACGUGCUGCCGCUGGGCCGCAAGAGGGGCGCCAAAUUGACGGAAGCUGAGGAGGAGGUGCUGAAUAAGAAGCGUUCUAAAAAGGCAGAAUCCAAGUACAAGGCCAGACAGCGAUUCGCUAAGGUUGAGCAAGCCUUGGAGGAGCAAUUUGCGACGGGACGUGUUCUUGCUUGUAUUGCAAGCAGGCCUGGCCAAUGCGGUAGAGCUGACGGUUACAUCCUGGAGGGCAAGGAGCUCGAGUUUUACAUGAGGAAGAUCAAGAGCAAGAAGGCUAAAUAAAUUAAUUAUGGUACAUUAAUAAAAAACGUCGUGAAAUA